GGGGAAAUAGAUAUAAAGAUUACAGACAGAGACAGUAAAAGAAAAAUAAGGCCAGAGCGAGACAAAAGGGGAGGGAAUAGCAAAGGGCAGAAGCCACAAGGUGAUCACAGCCAGACAUAUCAGGAGUGCUAGUUGUGUCUAGUCUGUGAGUACAGGAUGCAGCUCCCCGGACACCUGCUGCUCUUAUCUUCCGCCCUCUGUGCACAGGUCCUGGCCGAGGUGCUGUUCCGGUGCCCCCCGUGCUCACAGGAGCGGCUAGCCGCCUGCCCUGCUGCCGCGCCCUCACCUCGACCCCCGUGUCUAGAGCAGGUGCGGGAGCCUGGCUGCGGGUGCUGUCCGGUGUGUGCCAGGCUGGAAGGCGAAUCGUGCGGGGUGUACACUGCUCGCUGUGCCACGGGGCUACGUUGUUACCCGCACCCUGGUUCCGAGUUACCCCUGCAAGCUUUGGUGCAGGGGCAGGGUACGUGCUGCAAGAAGAGGGACGCGGAGUAUGGGAGCAGCCAGGAGCGAGGGGCAGAGAUUGCAGAGGAUCGCUCAGAUACCAUGAUUGCAGAGAACACUGUUAUAGUAACGGGCAACCAAGAAGUGAGAAGGAAUCAUGUAAAGUCUGCAAUGAAGGAGAUAGCUGUGAACCGUGAGAGAACCAAUGAGCAACAAAGAUCAAAAAUAAACAAGCACCCUCAUAGCCCUGAAGACAAGAAGAUGCGACAACCAUCUGUCAGGAGUCUUUGCCAACAGCAGCUGGACCUAGUCCUAGAACGGAUCUCUGCUAUGCAUCUGCCUGAUGAGAGAGGCCCACUGGAACACUUGUACUCUCUUCACAUCCCAAACUGUGACAAAAAUGGAUACUUUAACCUUAAACAGUGUAAAAUGUCUGUCAAUGGCCAGCGAGGAGAAUGCUGGUGUGUAAACCCAAGCACUGGGAAAAUACUUCCUGGAGCACCCACCAUAAGAGGAGAUCCCGAAUGCCACUUGUACUAUACAAAUCCAGAAGAGGAACGUGGAACACAUGCUUUACGAGCUCAAUAGCAAAAAAUGACCCGGGAUCAGGUCACCUGGGCCUGCCGUUUCCAAACUCAUACUAAUAUCACAAUAUCUUUGGUUAUAACAGAAUAUGUUUAAACUUAUUAGAUGUGAUGGUAUUGGAAGUAAGCUGACUGAUGUAUAAUCUUGAAUUAUUUGUCUUUUCACUCCUUCACUGUCAGAGUAAAACCAAAGUAUUUGGCCUCACUCUGGCAGAGAAGAGUUUAUCCAUUACGGCUAAUCUAAGAAUGAUGCCAGUCUCAACAAAUCUGACUUUGACGGAUCUACAAGAUAAGCUAACAGUUACAUGCCAAUUUUAGAUAGCAACAUGAACAGCUUGAGAUGCAUUAUUUUAUGAAAAUCAUUUGUUCAAGCUCACUGGAGCAGAUCAGAACCAUUACAUUCUGCCAAUUUAUAUAAUAUUUACUUAUAUUUGCGCCACUGUCCUCGAUCCAUUCAUUACCUUCUAAUAACAAGUAGUAUUGUGGAUUGGUGAAUAAAGUGCUGACUUACAAAGAUAAUCAUUAGAUGUUACUUAAAACAGUAAAAUGUGGGUUUUAAAUUUCAGUAAUCAUUACACAACGGUUGGAGAUAUUUGCCAAUCGCAACACUUUAUGUCUGUGUAUUCAACUUGCUCUUUUAGAUAUUUGGCUCAUACCUUAUUGCCAUUGAAGUGUAUUAAAUUAUAAAUUCAUAUUAAAAUCUAAAGUCCAGCUUUCAGUAUUUGCUUAACAUUUCUGCUGCUUGGGACAUGAACAAUGUCAUUGAUAUAUCUGACAGGGGGAAUGAUUUAGAAAAUGAAUGUUUGUUUUUUUUAAUAACUUUUUCACAAUUUUAAGUUUUAUUAAAGGUGUGUUGAUUUAUAGAAUUUAAUUUACUUUAUUUAAAAAAAUAAAAAUAAACUGUAAAUUAAAUGUCUAUGAAAAGUAUUCUUGUAUGUCAGUCAAGUCUGUUUUUAAACACUUUCAUGCAAUGUCAUGGCUGUUUGCCCCUCCCCCCCCAUAUUUUUAAAGGGACAGUAGACACUAAAUACAUUUCAUGCCCCUUCCUCAAAUCAUAGGUGAUUCCAUUUUGGAACCUAGGUUACACUGCAAACAGAUCAACACUAGAAUGUAAUGGAAAAAAGAUUUCAACAUGGCAUCACCCAUGACUAGGGGGAGGUGAGGAAUAACCUAAAAACUAUACUUCUAAAAUGUAUUUAGUGUUUAAUGGUACAAUGUGACAACUACAUUGUAUAUACAGGGAUGUGUGACCAUACAAGCUAAAAAACAAUCUGCAGUUAAAGUUGAAAAGAGUAAGCAUCUUUACAACAUGCAGAUAUAAAAAAAUAUACAAUUCCCUUUUCACAUGGCUUAAACUUCAAAAUAAGGAAACAAAAUUACUUUUUUUUCAAGUCUUCUAAAUUAAUGAAUUACUGAUAUGGGGGUUAUAUUAGUUUGUGCUGUCAAAUAGAUGAACUGUAGGAGAGAGCUAGUAUUCCCCAGCAUAUGCACAAUUUUCAGUAGUGCCAUUGAUAGUGAACUAUGUAACAUGGGUGAAUUUGUGAGCACGCUACAGGAUUUACAGUUUACACAAUUGAACUUUCUCCUCACAGUCAAUUAAAGGGACAUUUAGGUAUUUAAAAAGAAUAGCAGUUAUAACAUGCUGACAUUAAUAUCUAUGCCCACCCUAUGAGCACUCACCAACAAAGAUUGGCCUGGAAAGAAAACCAAAGCCUGAAAACUCUCAUUGUCCUCUACAGAUCAUGUUAUUCUAAUUUAUACUUUGUUCUAUCUUCGAGUAACUCAUUACUCUGAUAUCUUUAACUUGCGCUGUGAGAUUCUCUCCCAGUGUUCAUCACCAUUUUCCAACCUAUAAAUCAUUCUACAAGCUCAGUCAAGCAAACGUAAUUCCUUUUGUCUCACUCACACCUAAGCUAUAAAUUGUAAGCUGUACAAAGUUCACCCUCUUCCUCCUGUAUUAAUUACAUUGCCAAGUCUAAGUGUAUUGUACCAUAUACACCAAAGACCAUUGGAGGUACGAUUGCAUAUUCUGCUAUAUUGUCCAUGCAUCUGCUUAUUUUCACACUUGCAUACUGGUAUAUUUCUAAGGUUCUGAUUGCAUUUUUGCUGUGGCAGAUGUCCUUUACAUGGUAGUUGUUUAUCUGGUGAGUUUAUUCUCACAGUUUGUGUUGUUUUACAGCUGCUUGUAUUUUUGUGUAUAUGUUCAUGUUAUUAUUUUGUGCUAACACAAAAGAGGGUAUUGUCUAUUCCAGUAUAAGUCUGCAAUAUUUAUUUAUUCCAUUUAUGUGCAUAUGUGGUAUAUGUCUAUAUGUCUGUUGGGUGAUUUAUUUAUAGCUUGAUUGCUUCUGUCAUUGCAGCCCAAUCUAGAGCCAAAGUACCUUAAAAACUGAGAAUGUGUCUCCUUUAUGUUCAUUCUGCACCAAAGACGCUCUGAUAAACACCUUUCUACAGUUCCUGUAUUGAGUUCCAAGUCCAGUCUGCUUCUGAUAAAAAUUAUUGGAGCCUGAUACAGGUAUACUUUAUGGAUAAGAGAAAUCCAGUAUAUCUCAGGUAUUCUCUUACAUGGGUGAUGUAAGGACCCAUUUAUUUUGCCUUGUGCAUUCUACUGAUAAUUAUUUAGGCUGUUACAUUAAUCCACCCUAUUAAUAACCCAGUUCCAUUUACCUCAACCAAUACUGACUGUUAUGCAUCUAGACCUGAAUUUCCAACAUGUCAUGUCUUGUUAGAGAUAUUUGAGGCUAAGUGAAAUAAAGCAUGUGAUCAUU
Molecule: messenger RNA, 3790 nt
Organism: Bombina bombina (fire-bellied toad)
Lineage: Eukaryota; Metazoa; Chordata; Amphibia; Anura; Bombinatoridae
Gene: IGFBP2
Product: insulin like growth factor binding protein 2
Exons: 4
Coding region: 157-1029 (290 amino acids)
Biological process (GO): regulation of insulin-like growth factor receptor signaling pathway
Cellular component (GO): extracellular region
Molecular function (GO): insulin-like growth factor II binding; insulin-like growth factor I binding
Source: RefSeq, a predicted model, not a curated record